Molecule: messenger RNA, 2002 nt
Organism: Passer domesticus (house sparrow)
Lineage: Eukaryota; Metazoa; Chordata; Aves; Passeriformes; Passeridae
Gene: DNAJC5G
Product: DnaJ heat shock protein family (Hsp40) member C5 gamma
Exons: 4
Coding region: 96-653 (185 amino acids)
Source: RefSeq, a predicted model, not a curated record
GCAGAGCGGCGGCGGCGCGGGCGGAAGCGGCGGCGGGGCAGGCCCGUGGCGGUCGCUGCCGCGUCCCGUCCGACCCCGCGACCCUCGGCGCGGCCAUGGCGGAGCCCCCGCGGCCGCAGCGCAAGCUGUCCCGGGUCGGGGAGAGCCUGUACCGCGUGCUGGGGCUGCAGAAGGGCAGCUCCCCCGAGGAGAUCAAGAAGGCCUAUCGGAAGCUGGCUCUCAAGUACCACCCGGACAAGAACCCCGAUGACCCAGCGGCAGCCGAGCGCUUCAAGGAGAUCAACAGCGCCCACGCCACGCUCAGCGACGCGGACAAGCGCCGCCUGUACGACCAGUACGGCUCCCUCGGCCUCUACGUGGCCGAGCAGUUCGGCGACGAUGCUGUCCGGCACUACUUCCUCAUGUCCAAGUGGUGGUUCCAGGCACUGCUGCUGUGCUGCGGAGCCCUCACCUGCUGCUGCUGCUGCUGCUGCUGUUUCUUCUGCUGCGGGACGUGCUGCCAACCCAAGGAGGAUGAGUCCUACAAGUACGUGGACCCCAAGGACCUGGAGGCACAGAUGCGUGCAGAGGACAGCGAUGCUCAGGGCCCCGUUGUAGCGCAGCCGCCGGCCAGCACGGAGCCGCUGCCAGCCAGCACCAGGAGCGAUGCCUGAGGCCGGCCCCGUCCCGCCGGCUCCCCCAGGACCGGGGCAGGGAUCCUCCUUUGGGACUGUCACUGUCUGGGACCACGGUCCCGCCCCCCGGGCCGGCUCGUCAGCCUCGCCAGGGAUAGAAUCUCAGGUUAAUUUGGCCAGCAUCAAUGCACAGGCUCCUGGGCCCCUGCUCGAGCUCCAGGGCAAUGCCCCAGUGUCCCAGCACUGUGGUGGCAGUGGCCUGGAGCCCGUGCUGCUGUGGCCCCCUUGAGUGCCUUGCCCGUGCCCGGGUGGGGCACCGAGCAGCAGGCACGAGCAGAGAUGCUCCGGGCCGAGCUCUGUAGCUCUCAGUCCGAGACCAUUAGCACUGUAACCUCGGGGCUGGGCUGAGCCCGCCCCUCCUCAGCCCUCCCUGUGCGUGCUGGGUGCCAAACGCUGCUGUGGGGUUGGGGUGCUCCUGUGUGUGCCCCUUCCCUCUGCCCUCUGGGUUUGUCUGGGUUUUUGUGGGCACCAUUAAAGGCCGACGGGAGGGGAGUGUGUGUGUGUGUGCCUGGUGUCAGGGCUGCUGGAGCACUCGCAGCAGGAUGUGCCUCUGCUGGGUGCUGUCCAUGCUGGGGCUGUGCCCGUGGAUCCUGCGGGGUGCUGCACUAACCGGGGUGUGGAGUAGGCAGGUCACACCCUGUGUGGCGUGGUCGUGUCGAGUGGAGGGAAUGUCACCUGUCUCCUGUCACCCACCUGGUCGCACUGUGUGUCCCCUGCUGCUGGCUCCCGCAGGCUCUGCUCUUCCUGCUCCUGCUGCUGUCCCGGGGCCCUGCUCCCCGCUGCCGGCACCGGCCCUGCUCCUGCCCUGCUCCGGGGAGCCGUGGCCCUGCGGAGGGCCAGCACUGGCCGGGCUGGGGCCGGGGGGGACACGGGGAGCCGCUCGCUCGUUCUUCCCAUCUCUGGUCACUGCCGCUGCCCGCAGCUGCAUGGGCUCUGCCUCACUCCCUAAAUAUAGCCAGGGUGCCAGGGCGAGUGGGGAUGGGGGUGUCCUGGCACGAGUCCCCCCGCCCUGCUCUUCGGGGGGGCUGGCACUGUGGGGUCUGCGGGACCCCGGCCUCCCGCAGCCCUGCUGCCUGCAGAGCGGGGCACAUUCUCCUCAGCAUGCCUGCCAGCCCUGCAGCCCCUGCUCCAGCCAGCCCCGCUCCCCGGGGCCUCGGCCGCUCCUCCUCCCGGGCAGGGCACCAGCGGGUGCGGAGCGCGGCCGGUGCCGGGCCCUGCCGGUCCCGAGGGGUGGGCAGGAGCGGUGACUCAGUGUCACCCGACGCCGCCGACAGCUGCGGCCCCGGCGGGGCGGGGGCGGCUAAAAUUAGCGCCGGGGGCCGGGGCCG